CUGAGGGGAAGAGAAAGAGGUCUAAAAGCUAAGCGCUUAUGAGCGCGCGGAGAGAAGCUCUGAUUGAGAAAUAAAUAAGGACGUCCGUGUCACUUGCGCUGUAGAGGCGUCGGAUUUAACAAAACAUUCCUUACAAACCUUUUCAAACGUGGGACGUACAGCGCGCUUUCUUUCAGAAACUUUCUGCCUGUCUUUUUUUUUAUUCUGUUCAUUCAUUGGUACUUUUGUGGCUUUAAGCACAAAGUCAUAAGACUGUGCCAGACUAUAUUUACCUACUAGUAUAAAAACAACCUGCCAAAGUGAACAACUCGGAUUAAUAAGAAGAACCAGGCAAUAGCCUACAUUUGGACACGAUUUCGCGUUCUGUCAGACUUCUAGGUAUGUCUGUUGAAGAUAGUUCAGCUCUGGAGAGGUAACCAGGUGUCACUGUUGCAAUGGCAACACAGAUGCUGCCGUUGUUGCCUGCCCUCCUCACUGUCCUCCUUGUUUCCUGGACAGCGGCCCAGGACAUGGAUUGGCAUUUUGACUCUGCUAAGUGUCGCUACGCUCUGGGGAUGGAGGACGGCACCAUACCUGACUCUGACAUCACCGCAUCCAGCGCCUGGUCCGACUCAACCGAGGCCAAACAUGGCAGGUUGAGUAAUGGAGAGGGGGACGGGGCAUGGUGUCCGGCUGGUCCGGUGUUUCCCAGCGGCUCAGAGUACCUGCAGGUGGACCUGCAUAAGCUUCAUUUCCUGUCUCUAGUGGGCACUCAGGGUCGCCACGCAGACGGGCUGGGGAGGGAGUUUGCACGUAGUUAUCGGCUGCGUUACUCUCGUGAUGGACGACACUGGAUGACCUGGAAGGACCGCUGGGGACAGGAGGUGGUGACAGGGAACGAGAACACAUAUGAUGUGGUCCUGAAGGACCUGGGUCCACCCAUCAUAGCACGCAUGGUGCGCUUUUACCCACUGGCGGACCGUGUAAUGAGCGUGUGUUUAAGAGUUGAACUCUAUGGUUGUGUCUGGAAAGAUGGACUGAAGGCGUACACCGCUCCCGUGGGUCAUGUGAUGACCCUCUCAGGCUCGCCUGUCUACCUUAAUGACUCCGUCUAUGAUGGCAGUAAAGAGGCAGGGGUGAUGUUCGGCGGAUUGGGCCAGUUGUGUGAUGGUGUUUUAGGUGGGAAUGAUUUCAUGGAGAGUAAAGAGCUGAGAGUGUGGCCAGGAUAUGAUUACGUGGGCUGGAAUCGAGAUUCCCUGGACCAGCCCACUGUUGACAUUGAGUUUCACUUUGAAAAAACACGGGUCUUUCACACCAUGCAGGUGCACAGUAAUAACAGACACACUCAAAGUGUGCGGGUGUUCAGCGAGGUGGUGUGUGAGUUUAAGGCCAGUCUGUUGAGCCCGUGGGCGGAGCCUGCGCUGAGCCUUCAAGUGCCACUGUCUGACCUACAUGACCCUUCAUCCCGCACCAUCUCACUGCCACUUGGAGGACAACCGGCCCAGAUUCUCCGCUGCCGCUUCUCUUUCAGUGACCGUUGGCUCCUUAUCAGCGAGAUAAGCUUCUACUCUGAGCCGUUUGAGGAUGGAUCUGUCCUUCCUCCUCUCCCUUCCUCCAGCACUCGUCCUAUCAAUGCCACUUCUCCUCACACCCCCAGCCCUGCAAACGGAACCAGCAGCACCACCGACCUCCUCAUGACCAUUACUUCACUGCUGCCCAGCAGCAUGCCAACAGAGUUCUCUGCCAUCACUCUGAGGGCGGGGUUACCUGUGGCCAAAGAUGACAGCAGCAACACGGCCAUUCUGAUUGGCUGUCUUGUUGGAAUUAUCCUGCUCCUAUUGGCUAUUAUAGCCGUCAUACUGUGGAGGCAGUACUGGAAGAAGCUACUUGGCAAGGCCCAAGGCAGCCUCUCUAGCGAUGAGCUGCGGGUUCAUCUUUCGGUUCCAUCGGACAACGUGGUGAUCAACAACACUAACACGCACACAUACUCCAGCCGCUACCAGCGCAUACACACUUUCCCUGACGACAGGGACCGAGAAGGAGAAUACCAGGAGCCCAGCACUGUACUACGGCCCCGAGAGCAGCGGGACAGCACAGCACUGCUGUUAAACAACCCAGCAUAUCAUCUCCUCCUGUCUGACCUGACACAUGGCCCCAACAGGCUGACAAACUGCCACAGCCAGCAAGAAAAGCCCCAAAACCUGUCCCAGGCAUGUGCUAUUGACAUGGUUGAUAAAGGCCUACCCAUUCAGGAGGGACCGCCUCCUUACCCUGGAGCUCCGCCCCCUGGUUUAUCAGGGGCUCAUUAUGGAGAAGCAUCAGGAGGCGGGGGGAGUGUCCCUCAUUAUGCAGAAGCUGAUAUCAUCAGUCUGCAAGGCGUUAGUGGUAACAAUACAUAUGCAGUUCCUGCCCUCUCAGCCACGCCCACUGAUUGCCCACCAUUGCCUGAGUUGCCACGGGAACGACUUAUAUUCAAAGAAAAGCUGGGAGAAGGACAAUUUGGAGAGGUUCAUUUGUGUGAGAUUGAAAACCCCCAGGACCUUGCAAACCUUGAGUUCCCAUUUAAUGUCAGGAAAGGACGCCCUCUUCUGGUAGCUGUGAAGAUUUUACGGCCAGAUGCCUCUAAAAAUGCCAGGAAUGAUUUUCUGAAGGAGGUGAAGAUCUUAUCUCGCCUGAAGGAUCCGAACAUAAUCCGCCUGCUGGGUGUGUGUGUAAGCAGCGAUCCAUUGUGUAUGGUCACAGAGUACAUGGAGAGCGGAGACCUCAAUCAGUACCUCUCUCAUAGAGUGUUGCUGGACAAGACUGGACCUUCACAUAAUACACCAACCAUCAGCUACCCAGCUUUGAUCUCCAUGGCGAGUCAGAUCGCAUCAGGAAUGAAGUUCUUGUCGUCUCUGAACUUUGUGCACCGAGACCUGGCCACACGAAACUGCCUGGUGGGUGGAGAGAGGGGUGAGGGGGAGGACAGCGGUGGAGAGCGUCCAAUAAAGAUAGCUGAUUUUGGCAUGAGCAGGAAUCUCUAUGCUGGAGAUUAUUACAGGAUACAGGGACGAGCUGUGCUGCCUAUUCGCUGGAUGGCAUGGGAGUGCAUCCUCAUGGGGAAGUUCACUACGGCAAGUGACGUGUGGGCAUUUGGCGUGACGCUAUGGGAGAUGUUGAGUGUGUGUCAGGAGCAACCGUACAGUCACAUGACUGAUGAACAGGUCAUUGACAACGCAGGGGAGUUUUUCAGAGACCAGGGCAGACAGGUGUACCUGUCUCGCCCGGCUGUUUGCCCACAGGGUUUGUAUGAGCUGAUGCUAAGCUGCUGGAACAGAGACUGUAAACUACGGCCUUCCUUUGCGUACAUUCACUCCUUCCUCACCGAAGACGCCAUGAACAUGGUUUAGAGAGUAACAGAGAAGAAGAAUGUAAGAAAGUGUGUGGACCACAGACUGGUGGUGUGUUUUUUAAGCAGACACGGCUAAGCACUCUUAUGUAAAUUAGUGUAUUUUUUGAUCAGUGGGUUGGGGCGAACAAAAGCCGCAGGUUCGGUGCCCCUAAAUGACCCACUUCUCAUCCCUUAUCCUGAAAUCCUGAACUCUUCAAGCAACAUUUUAUCCCCAAAUCGUAGUGUUCCCCCACUAUUCAUACUUGUCACAUCUCUAUUUCACAGUAUUUGGUUUCACAGAGCUCACAUUUCCCAGAAUGCACCACAGAAAUGGCAUUACUUUGCCUUAUUUAUUUUCUUUAAAAACCUGAGAAUGAAAUCUGUGUGUAAAUGUGUCUUGCUGUGAAACUAAAGUCUUUUGUGUUCUGUGAGGUUCAGUACUGAUGACUAAGCUCUGACAAUGAGCUAACGGGAAUAAUAUGAAAUUGAUUUUGGCAUAAAAUGUUGCUUGGCAUCUGAACCUUAAAUCCUGGUCCUGUAAUCUGUAUCAAAACUGUCUCUUCAUUCCCUGAACACUGAAUAUAUCUCAAAACAUAAUCAUAUGAACUGGUGGAGGGUUUUUGUAGCUAGAUGACAGGCAGCACCAAAAGCACACGGCUCUACAAACUGUCCAUUUAGUCGUAGUUAUCUACAGGCAGCAUUUGACAAAUGAUUGAUUAUACAUAUUAAAACAUACUAUAGAAGAAAUACAGAAAUAGUUUUUUCUACUUAAAUAUUAAGUAAUAAUAGUGAGUAACAUUUUAACAGUCUAACUUUGCUACCAUUUGUGGUCAUGUAGAGGAUGUAUCAGCCAGUUUUUCGUGUCUUUUUUGUGGUGGAGGGUAAUUCAUCAUCACUAAACAUUAACAUUUGAGUGGGAUGUUUUCAUUUCAAUAAUAUGAAAUGAGUUUUUGCUGAAUCAUUGUAACGAUGGAAUCCCAUACAGGGGCAAAUUCACAAGUCAUUGGACCUCUUGGAGUUUGAUGAAUGUCAAAAACAAACGUUGAAUAGCUUCCAGUUAUUUCAAAUAUGACACAAGGUACUAUAAUAAUGUAAAACAAUUGCUGAUGUGUGAAACACAGGCUUUUGACAUAAUAUUGUCAAAUUGCGCUGUAUUAGAAGAUUGAUAUUUGUGACUCCACCCCUGUUUGUCUGCACAUAAACGGUCCCUUUAGGCUCAUUCACACCAAGAACAAUAACUAUACAUAUUGUGUAUCGGUGUGGAAGCUAAUACAUUAUAGUUAUCUUUAUAGUUAUCAUUCUUGGUGUGAACGGGCCUUUGCUCUGCUAUCUCAAGGUUUAUGGUCACUUCUCCCUUCAUUAACUGUAAAGCGCCGUUCACACCAGGAACGAUGGCUAUAAAGAGCGUCCACACCAACAGACCACAACAUUCUGCUUAUUUUAAACAUGCACAGCAGUUUUGUCGUCUACUGCUUUAAAUGCACAAGCUCUUUAAAGGGUUAGUUCACCCAAAAAUGAAAAUUCUGUCAUUAAUUAAAUAAUGUCGUUCCACACCCGUAAGACCUUCGUUCAUCUUCAGAACACAAAUUAAGAUAUUUUUGAUAAAAUUCAAUGGCUCAGUGAGGCUUCCAUUGCCAGCAAGAUAAUUAACACUUUCAGAUGCCCAGAAAGCUACUAAAGACAUUUUUAAAACAGUUCAUGUGACUACAGUGGUUCAACCUUAAUGUUAUGAAGUGACGAGAAUACUUUUUGUGCGCCAAAAAAACAAAAUAACAACUUUAUUCAACAAUAUCUAGUGAUGGGCGAUUUCAAAACACUGCUUCAUGAAGCUUUACGAAUCUUUUGUUUCGAAUCAGUGGUUCAGAGUGUGUAUCAAACUGCCAAAGUCAUGUGAUUUCAGUAAACAUGGCUUCGUUGCAUCAUAAGUGUUUCGAAAUUUCAAUAGUUCACCACUGGGGGGGCGUGAUUUUGGCUGUUUGAUACAUGCUCCAAAUCACUGAUUCGAAACAAAAGAUUCGUAAAGCAUAAAAAAUAUCUUAAUUUUCCAAAGAUGAACGAAGGUCUUACGGGUGUGGAACGACAUGAGGGUGAGUAAUUAAUGACAGAAUUUUCACUUUUGGGUGAACUAACCCUAAGUUGAGAGGAUUCCAACUGGCUGUCAAUGUUUGUAUCGUUCAUCAGCUUGGAAAAAAUAAUUUUGUAAGUGAUUCCUACAAUAUCAUUCUUUAUGGCCCAUCCACACCCAGGAGUAAGGGUAACUAUAAAGUUUUAAUAUUCAUUCUAAUUCUAUGAGAAUGUGUAGUUCACACCACAAGUAUAACAAUAACAAUCACUUUCAGAAUUUUUUUUGCCAACUAAAAAAAAAAAAAAAAAAUAAUCGAUGGCCAAUAAGAAUCCACCCAAGUUUAAAGAGCUCAAGCAUUUAAAGCAGCAGACGACAUAACUGCAUCGCACUCAACAUGAUGUUGUCAUCCAUUUGUGUGGACGCCAAUAUAGUUAUCGUUAUAGUUCUUGAUGUGAAACGGGGCUUACGUGUGAAUGUGAUUUAUUGGUAGUCAUUUUUGAUGGCACAGAAAAUGACUAGAAAGAGUUUUGUAAUUGACCUGCCAAUACAUGGACUGACUUGAACUAAGCUGAACACAGAUCAUGAACUUGUUGGUACCAGUAUGUGCUGGGUUAAAGUAGACUUUUGGAAUUCAAAGACUCUUUUGGAUGGGAUGUAUGGAUGUAUGUACUACCAAUGCACUAUUUGAAAGGACUCAAUAUGAGCCUGGACUUGCCAGAAAUUGAAACGAUUGGGCCUGGAAAGUACAUAGUAAGCGAAAGAAAGGAAAAAAACAAGCAGAGUGGCCACAGAAAUGUAAAUUUAUACCAAUAAGAAAUGUAUCGUUUAUAAACAGAAAUAGAAAUAGAAAUAAACUAAGAAAAUAGAAAAAUAACCAAAGCAUUUGUCCUGAAUUUACCAUGUAAACCUGUGGGACACUUGCAGAGAAACUCUCUUAAAGCUACAGUACGUAAUUGCAUUUAAUCUCGGUGGUUUCAGUGACUGCAGACUGUACAUUUAACUUGAAACUCAUGUGGUGACGCCACCUCAUCCUCAUUUAAGAGGAAGACUGUGUGUGUAGGUGGGGUGGAGAGCAACAUAAGUAACAUUUACUGUAAUAUACACAGAAGAAUGUGAUUCCCAAAUGGUUAUGUUGCCAUGCCCGAUUAUGCUUACUGAAUGACCUUUAACCUUUUUUGGUACACUGAGGCCUUUUGUUGUAUUUUUAUAAAUAUAGUUUUGGGCAUGUUCUGUCCUCAGCUAUUCAUGUUUCUUAAAUAAUGAAAAAUGUAAAUAAUUCAUGGGACAUAAUUUUCUUCAUUAAUAUUGCUAUCUGUUAUUAAUAGGGUCUGUCUGUCUCUGUUUUAGACUCCCUGCCUGUGUUAGUCAGUGUCAUUGCCUGUGUUGUCUAUUUUUGUAGAUGUUUUAAUAAAGUAACCUUUUCGAAGAAA
Molecule: messenger RNA, 6844 nt
Organism: Ctenopharyngodon idella (grass carp)
Lineage: Eukaryota; Metazoa; Chordata; Actinopteri; Cypriniformes; Xenocyprididae
Gene: ddr1
Product: discoidin domain receptor tyrosine kinase 1
Exons: 19
Coding region: 435-3368 (977 amino acids)
Biological process (GO): protein phosphorylation; multicellular organism development; cell surface receptor protein tyrosine kinase signaling pathway
Cellular component (GO): membrane; signaling receptor complex
Molecular function (GO): collagen binding; ATP binding; protein tyrosine kinase collagen receptor activity
Source: RefSeq, a predicted model, not a curated record